GAUGACAGAAUCUUAACCUCAACAGAGAUUUCGGGAUAUCUAAUUUAAUAAAAUAGAAAUUAAAGCUAUUUCUCAUACUACUGUGAAGGAAUUAAUAGGAUCUUUAAAUAAUAAGGUUUUUGAUUAACAAUUCGAAACAAAAUAUGCAAAUCAUAUGAAUGAAAGAGUAUUUGUAUUCAAAGUGAUAUAUGAUGGUUAAGGUUGGGAGAUAAGAAGGACAGUUGGAUAGUUUAUACAAUUAGAGUAGGAUAUGGCAAAUAACAUAUUUUAUUAUAUUUUCCAAAAAAAGAAGAUAACAGGAAGUCUGGAAACAGAUGAUCCAAAAAAAACAUUAGUUCUACUUCAUAAAUUCUUACAGAUGAUCACUUGCAAUGAGAUCAUUCCAUAAUGUGCAUUAACAUUUUUAGAAAUCUCUUGUAUUAAUUUGCCAUUCAAAAUGAAAGAAUGUUUUAUGGAAAAGAAAUCAGGAAGUAGAACAACUACAAGCUGUUGCGAAUCAUUAGAAACAAAGCUUGCAAAAUGGCAAAAGAGAUAUUUUAUAAUAACUCAGCAAUCCCUACUCUAUUUAAAAGGCCCUGAAAAGGAUAAAUGUUAAAUUAGAGAAUGUCUAAGUUUUGAUUCUGAUUUCAGUUUUUAAUAUGGCAAAAAGGAGACAGGAGAUGAUAAUAAAAUUAUCAUCUAAUUUUCAUAGAGGAAAUUGAUUUUAAGAGCUGGAAAUUUGACAAUUUUCAUUGACUUCAUCUAUUCUCUCUUUAGAUCAAUUAAGGAUAGUCCAUAUACAAAAUUGCAUAGAUUUGGAUCAUUUUCUCCGAUCAGAACUUCUGAAUGCAAAUGGUAUAUAGAUGGAGAUAAAUACUUUGAGGAUGUCUGUGAUGCCAUCUUGAAAGCAAAAGAAACAAUCUACAUAACUGAUUGGUGGCUGAGUCCAGAGGUGUAUCUAAAGAGACCUGUAGAUGUGAGAAAAUACGCUUAAUCUAGUGAGUUUCUGUAUACAAGACUUGAUAAUGUAUUAAAAUUAGCUGCCGAUAAGGGAGUCUAAGUUUUGGUAUUAUUGUACAAUGCUCUACUAUAAUUUUUAUAUAAUGACCCAAAACAUGCGAAGAUGUAAUUAGAAAGUAUGUCUCCAAAUAUAAGGGUUUUAAAGCAUCCACCUUAGAAAAUACCCAAAAUCUUUUCUCAUCAUGAAAAAAUGGUAGUAAUAGAUUAAAAAAUUGGAUUUAUGGGUGGUUUGGAUUUAUGCUUUGGAAGAUGGGAUACUUAAAAACAUCCGUUGUUUGAGGUUCAUCCUUUUGAAUAACUAUGGCCUUAAAUUGAUUUUUCAAAUUCUAGAGUUCGAGAUUUCUUUGAUGUGAGAAAUUAUGAGGCGACUCUUCUUAAAGAAAAUGAACCAAGAAUGCCCUGGCAUGACAUAGCAAUUUGUAAUAUAUCCUUUUAUUAUAAUAGAGAUUAAAGGAGACACAGUAAUAGAUUUAUCUAGGCAUUUCGUUCAAUAUUGGAAUCAUGUGAUGAUGACAAAAUAAAAUAAGAAGAAAUAGUAAUUAAUACAUGCUAACGAUUUAAAAAUGGAAGGAUUUGUACCUAACAAUACUUCUAGUUUUGUUGAUUAUUCAAAUGUUGUAUAUACAGGAAGAAAAGAAUCUUUAAUUCAGAUGAAACAACCUAUUCUGUUAGAUGAAAUAAAAACACAAGAGGUCUAAAUAGAAAUGAAUCACACUAUUUAAUAAUAGGAACAUAUUGAAACUUAGCAACAAUCCAAUGCACAACAAUUUAUUCAAUAGCAACAUAAAGAUUUCCAAAAUUAUUAGAAGUAUGAAAAGAAAUUUAUUCAAAAAUAAGAAGAUGAUAAUGAUGAUGAAGAUGAAGAUCAAAAUUAUUACGUUUUAUAAACUCAACAAUAAAAUUAGAAUAAAUAGAAAAGUAAAAUGAAAAUGGAGAAAAGUAAAAUGAAAAUAGAAAAAUCUGAACUCAAAAAUUAAGGGAAUACUGAGGGAAUUUAAGCAAGAAUUAAUUUAGAAUUUUUCAUUCCUCACAUUGACAUGAAUUAAAAUUAAUGUAAUCCUUUUCUUAAGCUUUUUAGAAAGUUGUAUAACAUAAUUGACAAGAUCAUCUUGUAAAUGGUCAACUGGUAUUAGAUAAACUGAGAAGUCUAUUUAAAAUGCUUAUCUCUCACUUAUUGAAGAUGCUAAGCAUUUCAUUUAUAUUGAAAACCAAUUCUUUAUUAGUAAUACAGCUGGCUAUCCUGUUAAGAAUUUAGUUGCAUAAGCUCUCAUUUCUAAAAUCAAAGAAGCACAUGAAAAAUAAUAGAGAUUUAAAGUUAUCGUAUUUGUUCCUCUAUUACCAGGAUUUGAGGGCGAAAUUGAUCAAUCGAAUAGUGCUGUCCUUAAAGUUCAAUUGCAUUUUGAAUAUCAAACCAUAAGCAGAGGAGGCAAAUCUAUAAUAGAACAAUUAAAAUAAGAAGGAAUCAAGCCAGAAAAUUACAUUUAAUUCUUUGGACUUAGAUAACAUGAAUUAUCUCCUCAACCUAACUCAAUACCUGUAACUGAAAUAAUUUAUAUUCACUCCAAAUUAAUGAUUGUUGAUGAUCAAGUAGCAUUAAUAGGAUCUGCAAAUAUCAAUGAUCGAAGUCUGUAAGGAAAUAGAGAUUCCGAACUUGCUAUAAUUGUGUAAGAUUAAGUAACAGUUGAUACUAUCAUGGAUGGCUAACCAUAUGUAGCAUCUAAAUUUGCACAUACUCUCCGCACUUCACUCUACAUGGAACAUUUUGAUAUGCCAUAUGAAAAAGUCAUUGAUCCAUUGAAUCUCUAAUUUGAAAAAGAAUCAACAGCAUAAGCAAACAUCAAUACAAGAAUGUAUAAAUAAGUCUUUGCAUGUUACCCUCAUGAUGAUAUAAAGAAAGUUUCGGAUUAUUAAGAGGUACUCAAUUUUAAUUACUUUUAGUUUAAAGCAAAUAAACACCUAGAUGAAUAUGAUCAAUUCAAGUAAUACAUUAAAGGUCAUGCUGUAAUUUUCCCAUUAUAAUUUUUAUGCGAAGAAGAUAUGAAUAUCAAAGUUUCUUAAAAAGAAUAUUAUGUACCAGAAAUAAGUUUUACAUGA
Messenger RNA from Paramecium octaurelia, 3093 nucleotides. Lineage: Eukaryota; Ciliophora; Oligohymenophorea; Peniculida; Parameciidae. The record is from the annotation of a GenBank genome assembly.